AUUCAAGCCAGUCUCCAAACCAAACUACUGUAAUUAACACCGUGCAAAUGUACGUAGGCUGCUGCUUGAUGGAGGGAUGAGAAGAAGAAACAGGCCGCAACAAUGGGCACGAAAACAUGGCGCUCAUGACGAUUCAAUAUGUAAAGAGAAAGAUGAUGGAGGAAAAGAAACGAACUGAUUCAGGACCAAAACAGUUUGAGAGACAUGUAACUCACUGAUUCUGUUAAAAAACAUGAUCAAAAUCCAACCAGACUCAAAACAUAAGAUUUGAGCCUCUUGUGAAAUAACAGGGGAUGAACACAAAAAGAUAUGGUCAUCAUUUUCUUGUGCUGUUGAGAGGGUAUUUACAGCAGUAACAUGGACAUGUACUAUAGUUUUACUUUUGAUCAUCUGAGAAACACAAAAUGCAGAUUUCCAGCUGUAACUGUUCAUUUGGCCAUUUGUGAGGUACAAACAGAUAAAAUCCAUGUGGAUUACUGGUGUAUGGUGGCAGCAAACCGGAGCAGGGGAACCGGGCUGUAGGAGAACGACACAGACCUGAAGACGUUCUCCAGGGUCUCUGGGAGCAGGUGGCUGUGGGCUGCAGCGGCGGCAGAAAGCGGUGCGGAUCCCGUUGUUUGCCUAUCUCGGGAGGGGGACCGGAUAAUCCAGUCGGACCUUCAGUGGAGCCGUUCUCCCACAUCUACCCUCUCAGAGCAAAGGCAUUCCUACAUUCCCAGCGGAGACUGUGAUUUACCCACCACAGGUGACCUGUAACUGGUUGGAGGGACGGAGAAGAGGAGAACAAAUGGAAAGGGAGCAGAGAGAAAGAGGAUGAGAGAGAGAGAGAGCGGGCCCCAAGAGGUUUCUCGUGCACAGUGGCAGCCCCUUCUUCUGCCAGCUUUUGAUUUGAAAAGGAUAAAGAGGACUUCGGCUAAAGAAGGCCAACAGGAUUUUGACUUCAGUGUGUUUCCCUGUAGUGGUAGUCCUCCCUUUUAUUCUCAGUAGGAGUAGUCAUGACAGUAUUCUGACCACAGAAACACAUCCUUUUCAUCCCUGCCUCUAUAAAGCCAAUUGCUGCUUCUUACCUGAUAACAGUCCUUUGCCAUGGAGAAGACGUACUCACUAACAGCCCACUAUGAUGAGUUCCAGGAAGUAAAAUAUGGCGGUCGUUACAGCAGCGAUAUCCUGAGCAAUGGCAUGACCCUUCACCUGGGUGGGAGCCUGGACCGUCAUAUGGGCCGAGGCAGGGGAGGGACCUGGCCUAACACUCGAAACAGAGAUCUAAGCAGCACCAGCAGCAGUGGUGGGCUUCCUCGAUGGAGCCGGAGGGAGAUCUGCCUUCUCUCUGCACUGGUCUUUGCUGCGGGCAUGUGCGUCAUCUUGGGCAGUAUGCUGGCACUCAAAUACAUUUCCCUGGAUGCCCAACAGGACCCACAGUGCCGACAGGACUGCCAACGCAAACGAUCUCUGCUGCGGGCGGCUCGCUUCGUUCAGGCCAAUAUUGAUCCAACCAUCCAGCCCUGCCAGGACUUCUACUCCUUUGCCUGUGGCGGCUGGCUCAGACGCCAUGGCAUCCCUGAGGACAAGCUGAGCUAUGGCAUCAUCACUGCUAUAGGAGAGCACAAUGAGGAGAAACUACAGCGCCUCCUGCUGGAGCCGAUACAGAGGCGUGGGCCCAAGUCGGCAGAGCGCAAGGUCAAAGAGUUCUAUCGAUCCUGUGUCAACAUCCAGGAAAUUGACAAGCUGGGCUCUGACCCCAUGACAGAGGUGAUAGACAGCUGUGGGGGUUGGGACCUAGCUGGGGCUCCACCCGGUGCUGCUGGGUGGGAGAGAGAGGGCGCCCCACAAAGACCAGAUUUCAAUGAGCUGCUGUACAGGACCCAGGGUUUGUACAGUACCGCUGUCUUCUUCUCCCUCACUGUCAAUGUGGAUGAUAAAAACUCCUCCAGGAAUGCUAUCAGGAUUGAUCAAGAGGGGCUCACGCUCCCUGAGAGAAGCCUCUACCUCGGACAGGAUGAGGACAGUGUGAAGAUCCUGGCAGCGUACAAGGCCCUGAUGGAGCGCUUGCUGAGCAUGCUGGGAGCUCACAAUGCCACGCAGAAAUCCAAGGAAAUUAUACAGCUGGAGACGUGUCUGGCCAAUAUCACUGUGUCAGAAUAUGAUGACCAAAGAAAGGACAUCAGCACCAUGUAUAACCGCAUCACCCUCAAGCAGCUGCAGCGCAUCGCUCCUAGUCUUCACUGGAAACGUUUGCUGGACAGAAUCUUCCAUGACAACUUCUCAGAAGACGAAGAGAUUGUGGUGCUCGCCACUGACUACAUACAGAAAGUCUCAGACAUCAUCAAGACCACAUCGAAGAGGGUUCUUCAUAACUACAUGCUGUGGCGCAUUGUGGCAGCACUAAGUGAACACUUGUCCACUGCCUUCCGCAGCACCAUCCACGAGUUUUCUCGGGAGAUAGACGGUACCGAACAGCAGCUGGAGCUGGGCAGGCUCUGCCUCACUCAGGCCAACAAACACUUUGGCAUGGCCCUGGGAGCUUUGUUUGUCCAGCAGCACUUCUCGUCACAGAGCAAAGCAAAGGUACAGGAGCUGGUGGAGGACAUAAAGCACUCCCUGGACCUCCGGCUGCAGGAGCUAGACUGGAUGGAUGAAGCCACCAAGGAGGCAGCCAGAGCAAAGCUGAAGUACAUGAUGGUGAUGACAGGAUACCCAGAUUUCCUACUCAAACCUGAGCUCAUAGAUCAAGAAUAUGGGUUUGAUGUGGAUGAGAAGACCUACUUCAAGAACAUCCUAAACAGUAUCAAGUUCAACAUCAAGUUGUCUGUCAAGAAGAUCCAUGAAGAGGUGGACAAGACGGCGUGGCUUCUCCCCCCUCAGGCCCUUAAUGCCUACUACCUCCCUAACAAGAAUCAAAUGGUCUUUCCUGCCGGGAUACUUCAGCCCACUCUCUACAACCCUGAGUUCCCACAGUCUCUGAACUACGGCGGAAUAGGAGCUAUCAUUGGCCAUGAGCUAACACAUGGAUAUGAUGACUGGGGGGGUCAGUACGACCGGCAUGGCAACCUCAAACAGUGGUGGACAGAGGAGUCCUACAGAAAGUUCCAGAGGAAGGCUGAAUGUAUCGUCAAGCUCUAUGAUAACUUCACAGUUUACAACCAGAGGGUAAAUGGUCGCCUGACACUGGGGGAGAACAUAGCAGACAUGGGAGGGCUAAAGCUGUCAUACUAUGCGUACCAGAAGUGGGUGAGGGAGCAUGGUCCAGAGAGGCCCCUGCCUGGGCUCAAAUACACUCAUGAACAGCUGCUCUUCAUUGCCUUUGCACAGAACUGGUGUAUGAAGAGAAGAUCUCAGUCCAUCUACCUGCAGCUCCUGACUGACAAACACGCACCAGAGCACUACAGAGUGAUCGGCAGUGUUUCCCAGUUUGAUGAGUUUGCCCGUGUUUUCCAUUGUCCAAAGGGUUCCCCAAUGAACCCUGCGGACAAAUGUUCUGUAUGGUGACCUCGCCGCCCAGCCUGCUAACCGACCCACCUGCGCCGACAUGAUGAGUGCAUAAAGCUGAUUCAACAUAAAGAACACAGGAAUUAAAUUCUUUUCUGCUUAACAUGUUAUCAGAAACAUCUACAGGUAUUUGUCUGAACCAACCAAAUUAAGCAUGGGUCACAGUACAGUGGUCAUGUACAUAUACUACUUGAUUAUAUGUUUAAAUUUAUUUUCAAAUCAUCUAUUUUUAUAUUUUAGCAGAUGUAUCACAUACAUUAUGUGUAGGAAUCAAAAGCUGUAUGGUUUUUAAUUAAGCACUUAUUCUUUGUAGCAUCAACUAGAAAAACAUAAGCUUAUCAGAAGAUUAAAAAUUAAAUGUAAACUGGACAAGGACCAAUUUGAAAUGAACUGGGAUCAGUAGCAUCCUUGUGCCUGCCAAAACGCCCUUCUUUCAAUUUGGAGUAGCUGUGUGUCACAGUGCUGCGCUCUGGUGGCCGUAGAGAGCCAUGGUCACUGCUCAGCUGUCAUGACUGUCGUCCUGUUUGCCUGUAUUGGAUUCUUGUUACUGUGAGUGUUUGUACUUUUUUUUUGUCAACUUAAAUAGAAGAUGGACUCACAGUGGAUGUUUUCCUCAGGAUAUGUAGCAAAGUGCAGCACCAAACAGGAUCUUUGUUUCUACCCACAUCAAACUCUUCGGCCUUUGGGGGGGGUAGUUAUUCACUGCAUGGACAAUGGCUUAUCCCUACU
Messenger RNA from Monopterus albus (swamp eel), 4215 nucleotides. It is a transcript of the gene ecel1, whose product is annotated as endothelin converting enzyme-like 1. Gene Ontology annotation, molecular function: metalloendopeptidase activity. Bases 1087 to 3486 code for a protein of 799 amino acids. The transcript has 19 exons. Gene Ontology annotation, cellular component: plasma membrane. Lineage: Eukaryota; Metazoa; Chordata; Actinopteri; Synbranchiformes; Synbranchidae. Gene Ontology annotation, biological process: protein processing. The record is from RefSeq and is a predicted model, not a curated record.